Tribolium castaneum (red flour beetle) is the source of this 1739-nucleotide messenger RNA. It is a transcript of the gene Rpn3, whose product is annotated as Regulatory particle non-ATPase 3. The record is from RefSeq and is a predicted model, not a curated record. The coding region runs from base 179 to 1666 and encodes 495 amino acids. Gene Ontology annotation, biological process: ubiquitin-dependent protein catabolic process; regulation of protein catabolic process. Lineage: Eukaryota; Metazoa; Arthropoda; Insecta; Coleoptera; Tenebrionidae. Gene Ontology annotation, molecular function: enzyme regulator activity. The transcript has a single exon. Gene Ontology annotation, cellular component: proteasome complex; proteasome regulatory particle, lid subcomplex.
UUUCGCGUUUUAUUGUAACAGUUAAAUUUCCCCUAAUUGGGUAUUAACAGAACGUCCAAUAUUAAAAAAUAUAUAUUUUUGGUGACGUAAAACUGACAGCGGUUUGCGUCCGGGGUGCGUUACGAAGCAAAAGUAAAUUUGACAGUGGUCCCCCGAACAAAAGUGUUAUUAAUGAAAAAUGACUAGUACGAUGGCUCCUGCCGACAUAACCGACGUCGAAAUGAAGAACGCCGACAGCCCCCCUGGCCUGGAAGCGGGCGACAGCAAGCGCACCAUCGAUUUCCAAAACUUGGUGGAGAUCCGUGAGCAAGCCCGGCAAAUCGAAAAGGCAGUCACCAACAAAGAAAACCGCUUCAUUUUGCGUGUCCUGCGGUGCUUGCCCAACACCCGUCGCAAACUCAACGGUGCUGUACUUAAAGGUUUGGUAAAUCAGAUCUACCCAGUCUCGGAGCGCGACGCCCUGACUGAGUACCUGGAGGACGUGCCCGCCGGGCUGGAGCUGGAGACGGGGCGCGCGAGGUCCGCCACCAAGUCCCCGGUGCCCGAGGUGGACGCCUACAUCCACCUCCUGAUCCUGGUCUACCUCAUAGACACCAGCAAGCUGACCGAUGGGGUAAGGUGCUCCCAAGCCUUGAUGAACAAAAUCACGGUCCAAAACCGCCGAAGCCUGGACCUGAUCGCCGCCAAGUGCUAUUUUUACCACUCGAGGGUUGCGGAGCUGACUGGAAAGUUGGACUCGAUUCGGGCGUUCUUGCACGCGCGUCUGCGGACAGCCACCUUGCGGAACGAUUUCGAGGGACAGGCUGUUUUGAUCAAUUGCUUGUUGCGGAAUUAUUUGCACUAUUCGCUCUACGACCAGUCCGAUAAGUUAGUUAGCAAAUGCGUUUUUCCCGAAACUGCCAGUAACAACGAAUGGGCGCGAUUUUUGUACUAUUUGGGGCGCAUCAAGGCAGCGCGGUUGGAAUACAGCGUGGCCCAUAAACACCUAGUGCAAGCCAUGAGAAAAGCACCGCAAAAUGCGGCCGUUGGGUUCCGACAAACGGUGCAGAAGCUGCUGGUUGUGGUUGAGUUGCUGCUUGGGGACAUCCCCGAGCGUCAGAUUUUCCGUCAGGCGAGCAUGAGGCACUCGUUAGCCCCCUAUUUCCAGCUCACUCAGGCCGUCCGGAUGGGGAACUUGCACCGCUUUGGCGAAGUUUUGGAAAAUUUUGGGCCCCAGUUUCGCCAAGAUCACACAUUUACUUUGAUUCUUCGCUUGAGACAUAACGUAAUUAAAACGGCUAUUAGGGCGAUAGGUUUGUCGUAUUCGAGGAUUUCGCCGCAAGAUAUCGCCAAGAAGUUGGGCUUGGAUUCGGCCGAAGAUGCAGAGUUUAUUGUGGCGAAGGCGAUCCGAGAUGGGGUUAUUGAAGCGACUUUGGACCCUGAAGGGGGCUAUAUGAGGAGUAAGGAGAGCACUGAUAUUUAUUGCACGAAGGAGCCGCAAUUGGCCUUCCAUCAGCGGAUUUCCUUCUGCUUGGAUCUGCAUAAUCAGAGUGUGAAAGCGAUGAGGUAUCCGCCCAAAGCCUACGGAAAGGAGCUCGAAUCUGCGGAGGAACGUAGAGAGAGGGAACAGCAGGACCUGGAGCUGGCGAAGGAAAUGGCGGAGGAGGACGAUGAUGGGUUCCCUUAGAUAGGAGUGUGUGGUUGAUUUUUGCAAUGUUGCUUUCGACUGUAUUUUAUAGUUAAAUAAAUUUGUGUAUUAA